Molecule: messenger RNA, 1942 nt
Organism: Doryrhamphus excisus (bluestripe pipefish)
Lineage: Eukaryota; Metazoa; Chordata; Actinopteri; Syngnathiformes; Syngnathidae
Gene: azi2
Product: 5-azacytidine induced 2
Cellular component (GO): cytoplasm
Source: RefSeq, a predicted model, not a curated record
GUCACUCCCGGAAGUUUUUGUUUCCUCGUCUGUCAGCUCUGUCAAGGUGUAUGGGUCCAGCAUCACCCCAUUGUUUUCCUGUGAAAUACGUGGCUGUUAUCCAUAAGAAAUGGUAUUCCCAUCGUGAUCACCCGACCUCCAAGUGAGGACGACGUUUUACACGGUCUGUGCUGCAUAGUAAGCCUGUGCAGCCAUGGAGCCCCUGACUGUGGAUGAUGACAUCUGCAUCCUUAAGCACGAGACAGCCUACACUGCUGCUGGAGAGAGCCCCGUAUCGGUGUGUGCUGGCGAUGAAUCUGUAGCUUCUCACUUUGCCCUCGUCACAGCCUAUGAGGACAUCAAGAAGCGGCUGAGAGAGACAGAGCGGGAGAACACCUUGCUAAGGAAACGCGUCAAGCAGCUGGAGGACAAGCUCUUCCGGCCUGAGGCACCUCCAUCAGAGGGUCCGCAAUAUGUGAACAAGGCCUUCAGCGCAUAUCGAGGUAUCUAUAUUGAAAAGGAGGACCUGCAGAUGGAGCUUAACAAACUGAAAAAAGAGAAGAAUGAGAGUGAGCGGCUUCUGACAGAGCAGCUCCAAAGCAAAGAGCUGGAACUGCUUCAGCUGAGGACGGAGAUGGAGACCAGCCAAGUGAUGAAGAGCCUGAACAGCCCCCAAAACUACUGGCAGGUGGACUGCAUCAGUGCCGAGCGAAAGAUUCACAAACUUCAGGAGGAACUGGAGAGGUUGACACUGGAAAACAACAGACAUCUGGAGAGGAGUGCGGAGGACGUCUGUGGCCUCAAUGGACCAAAGGUGGAAACGAUAUGUGAUGAGAAGUUCAUUGCCAGAGAGAAAGGCAUGCAGCAGGCGUACGAGGCUCUGUGCUCUGAGAUCAGCCGUCUACAUUCAGGGCUGAGGCACCAAACGGGCCUGAUUCGGAAGCUCAGACCAUUGAUCAGUGAGACAAGACAAGUUCCAAUCCAGUGUCUGGAGGACGUGGAGAUCAACCACCAUCCAGUUCUCCGAGCCCCGGUACCCCGACCCCCGAGUGCCCCACCGCUGCCCUCUAGUUGUGGGCGCCCUUGUCCCCCCGUCGGCGGUCCAAGCAGCACUCUGCUCCCGGACAGUUUGAGGGAAGACUGCUGGUACAACGGUCCGUGGCCGACGCAGCAGUGCUCCGGAGAAGCUUUGGUCGGGAAUGAGACCUCGUCUGUCGUUUUGCCCCCGCCUCCUCUUAACCAGGCCUCCAUAGAUGACAGCUCACGGUCCUUCCCCAGUCCGCCCAAGCCCAGCGAUGCCCUGUUCUGGGAGGGGCACCUGGCUGCCUCCAGUUCAUCAUCCUCAAUCGGAACCUGCAGCCCUCGGAGCCCUCCUAAUACAGAGUGGGUCAAGCCCUUCUGAGGGGAACCUCAACACAGCGUGACUGAACCUUUCCAAGCCUGCCACAUUGCUACCACCUGAUCUGCCUUAAAUUGAUAAGAUCACUCUUUUCUGAGCUGGACUACCACCUGUGGAACUACCUGAAGGCGAGAAGAGGCCUUUGGAACACCUGUCGGCUCCACACUGAUGACCACAUCCCAUAAUUCAGACGAUGAUUAUGAAGGACCCGGUCCAUCCAUGGUACGCGUGUCCUUUCCUUUUUGUGUGCCUGUGUCUGCAGAGCAACGUGCGGUCGUGUGGACCCUCGAUGCUUCCAUCACGUCAUUAGAGAUCAUCUUUCGCAGGGACCACAACCACGAGCAUAGUCCUAGAACCCGAUCCACAUUGUUCCUUCAUGCAACUACGUAUGUACACAUUUAAUCUCCGUAACGUACAAACUAUAGACUCGUUGGCCUCAUGAUUGUAUGGAGGAUUCUAGGAACGAGGCCUUGGUGUUUGAUAUGUAUUUGUGUUGUGAUGGAGAACUUUAGCCCAAAGCUAACACAGCAAAGGAUACUGAAUACACGUGCUUCAGUAGAUGCA